Molecule: messenger RNA, 510 nt
Organism: Botrytis sinoallii
Lineage: Eukaryota; Fungi; Ascomycota; Leotiomycetes; Helotiales; Sclerotiniaceae
Exons: 1
Coding region: 1-510 (169 amino acids)
Source: RefSeq, a predicted model, not a curated record
AUGAGUGAUCCGAAUGAUCGGGAUCGGUCUCUUCACAUUUCUCCUACUUCUGUACCUACAGCUAUACCGCCUCCUCCCCUCUCUCCACACUCCCGACUCAAGAAAAAUCUCAAGCAGAAGGUUGCUGAACAUCAGUUUCGGCGGAAUAGAGAUGGGAGUGCGGGGUGUAGUUGUGAGUAUGAUGUGUUGGUGGGAGAUGAAGAGAAGGAGGUGCAUUAUCGAAUGCGGGUUUUUCGAGAGGCGCUGAGGAAUGCGUUGGGUGUGCAGAGGGAAAUGGGAUUGGAGGGGGUGGGGAGUGGGGGGAAGGAGGAGGAUGGAGAGGGAGAGGGAGAGGGAAAGAAACCGGUGAUGCAGAGGAGAGGGGCAAGUGAGGGGGUGAGAGAAGGUGGAUUUACGGGACCGAUGAGGAUGGAGAGGGAGAGGGAGAGGAAAGAGGAAGUCGCGCCGAGGGAUUUGGGGGAGUUUUUAGAGAAAUAUGAUCCCAGGCCGGAGGAUUUACCGGAUGUGUGA